GUGCUGUGUCCCUGGGUCACCAAUGAGCGGAAAGAGCCGAUGAUGUUGGCUCUAUCAUGUGAUCAGCUGUGUCCAAUCACAGCUGAUCGUGCGCUGAUGCUCAGUGCCCUGAUGAUCAGUGUAGCCCCCAUCAAUGCCACCUGUCAGUGUCUAUCAAUGCCACCUGCCAGUGCCCAUCAGUGCCACAUCAAUGCCACAUAUCAGUGCCUACCAGUGCACAUCAAUGCCACAUAUCAGUGCCCAUCUGACCUGUCUUUCAGUGCCAACUAUCAGUGCAGUGCCUCCUAUCAGUGCUGCCAAUCAGUGCUACCUAUCAGUGCCAGUCAGUGCUGCCUAUCAGUGUCCAUCAGUGCCUCAUAUCAG
Messenger RNA from Staurois parvus, 363 nucleotides. The record is from the annotation of a GenBank genome assembly. NCBI's taxonomy places the organism in Eukaryota, Metazoa, Chordata, Amphibia, Anura, Ranidae.